Paramacrobiotus metropolitanus is the source of this 632-nucleotide messenger RNA. RefSeq lists its product as uncharacterized. The record is from RefSeq and is a predicted model, not a curated record. Lineage: Eukaryota; Metazoa; Tardigrada; Eutardigrada; Parachela; Macrobiotidae. The coding region runs from base 279 to 632 and encodes 117 amino acids. The transcript is spliced from 2 exons.
UUGUCACCGUUUUACAAGUGUGUCAUCGCUCCAGCCAGUCACGCCUGGAUUCUGCGAACAAUCAAAACAAGCCCAGAAAACUUUCGCAAUGUGCAGCACUACCUGGGCAUGGCGCACGCAAGGGCCCAUUGUUCCCGUUGUAUUGCGUCAGAACCGGAUAUGGCGGAAUGGAGGGAUGGUGGUAUAAAAGUCACCACGUCUUCCGGUAAUGAUCAUAGCACAAUUGUUUCGGGAUUCUGUGAUUUCUUAGCGCCUCCUAUCAAAUCAAACCCUCCAUCAUGAAUGCGAUGUGCCUUAUCUUGACCUUUGCCGUUGUCUGCGCGAGCCUCAUUUAUGCUGUUGAGCUGGACUCAGAUAAUGCUAGAAUUACCACGUACGAAUCUGCCGACAGCCCGUUAUGGCGUUGUUAUUCGCAAUAUCCGUUUAACGCCAAAUACACCUAUUUCUACUGCAAGAGCAUGGCCAUGGCCAUGGGCAAACGAAUGCCCUAUGCGGACCUACAGAAACUGAGCAUCCCGUACACCCGCACCGCCUGGGCACCCCUCGGCUGGCUCCCGUUGGGUCAGUCGUACCAGCACACAGCCGACGUCGACGGCGAAGCCGGCACAAGUAAUCAAAGCGGACACCGGUAA